AGAAUUAAUUCACAGAUAUUGGUGUCGGCUCAACCCUCCUUUCCCACCCAUUAACCCUUAUAAAUGUAUAUACCAUCUUUCUUUCAACAAAAUUUGGUUUUUAUUUAUUAGAAAAAAUGGGUGGAGGAAUUAUUGGUUUAGUUUUGGGUUUAAUUGCGGUGGUUUUUGUUCACCAAGCCACCGCUCAGACGGUUCGUGUUGUCGGAGACUCCACCGGUUGGACGGUUCCGAUGAACGGCGCUGCUUUCUAUUCCGAGUGGGCUUCUAAAUUCAACUUCGCUAUUGGCGAUUAUCUAACGUUUAACUUUGGGACGAACAUGCACAGUGUGCAAAAAGUACCAAAAGAGGCGUUCGAGGUAUGCGAUGGACACAAUACCACCCAUUAUGUCAUCACUACAGGUCCUACAACAUUGAAGCUCGACACUGCCGGCAUGCAUUACUUCAUUUGUACCGUUGGCAAUCACUGUUUUGAAGGUCAAAAGUUAGCUGUCAACGUCACAGUUACCGUAGUCCCUCCAACCGAUAAUGCAAUGUCACCUUCUUCAAACGCUGCUCAGCCACCGCCUACAAGAACUCCUCCUGCUUCCCAUGGCGAUGCAUGCUCUUCAACUCCUGCUAAUUCAUUGUCUUCCUCACCACCUAUUUGUGAUGGAUCCUCAUCCGCUUUAACGCCUUCCUCCUCUACCUUACUGAUGGCAACCCUUUAUGUUACUUUGUAUGCCUUCGUGUUAUGAACUCUUGUUUUAUAGAUAGUGUGGAUUUGCAUUGGACCUUGUUUUACUUGCUUCUUAGAUUAAUGAUUGCAUGUUUGGGAAUUACUUUUGAAAUUGCCAUAUAAUGAAUUCCUUGGCAUCAUUUUCGUUUUA
Cucumis sativus (cucumber) is the source of this 866-nucleotide messenger RNA. Its product is annotated as cucumber peeling cupredoxin-like. The record is from RefSeq and is a predicted model, not a curated record. Lineage: Eukaryota; Viridiplantae; Streptophyta; Magnoliopsida; Cucurbitales; Cucurbitaceae. The transcript is spliced from 2 exons. Gene Ontology annotation, cellular component: plasma membrane. Gene Ontology annotation, molecular function: electron transfer activity. Bases 117 to 734 code for a protein of 205 amino acids.